AUUGGCUGGCCGACCUGCGGGCGCACCGGCGCGCCGUGCGGGGGGCUGCCGCGGCGUCGCGCGGGGGCGGCGGAAUGUCGGGGCCGAACGGGGAGCCGCACGUGCCGGUGGGUGGCGCCGGCGGCAACGGCGACGAGGAGGAGGAGGAGGAGGAGGACGGGGACAGCUUCGGGGAGGAAGAAUAUGCAGCAAUAAACUCCAUGAUGGACCAGAUCAACUCCUGCCUGGAUCACCUGGAGGAGAAGAAUGAUUAUCUACAUGCCUGCUUGAAAGAACUGCUGGAGUCCAACCGCCAGACUCGCCUGGAGUUCCAGCAGCAGAGUGAGCAGCAGAACAUGGAAGCUGAUGUGCAGGGAUCACAGCCUCCUGUCUAGCAUGCUGGCCACAAACUCCCUGUUGGUAUUGCUAAGGGGACAUUUACUGGUCACCAAUUUAAUGUAGAACUUGAAUAGAAGAGGUACCUCGUGCCUGUUACCUGUUC
This is a messenger RNA of Phalacrocorax carbo (great cormorant), 481 nucleotides long. Lineage: Eukaryota; Metazoa; Chordata; Aves; Suliformes; Phalacrocoracidae. The record is from RefSeq and is a predicted model, not a curated record.